Molecule: messenger RNA, 1176 nt
Organism: Copidosoma floridanum
Lineage: Eukaryota; Metazoa; Arthropoda; Insecta; Hymenoptera; Encyrtidae
Gene: mei-W68
Product: meiotic W68
Biological process (GO): meiotic DNA double-strand break formation; reciprocal meiotic recombination; meiotic DNA double-strand break processing
Cellular component (GO): nuclear chromosome
Molecular function (GO): DNA topoisomerase type II (double strand cut, ATP-hydrolyzing) activity; DNA binding
Source: RefSeq, a predicted model, not a curated record
AUGUUGACCGAAGAAGAGAUAGAGGAAAAGGUCUGCCAUAUACCGCCAAAAGAUGUGCGUACGCUGAGGUGCGAGCUCAUCAGGCGCAUCGAAAGCAUCACCCAGUCACUCGUGCUUAGUCUAUCUCGGGGAGAAAAGCCAAAAAUCACGUACGACGAUGGCAGAGAGUCGGGUUGGACAAACACGAGCAACAGCAUCAGCACGAGUAAUAGCUUCACGCAGAACGCUGAUAACCAGAUCUCCACUAGUUCCGAGAGGCGCUUGAAAACCAUCCGAUUUUCGGGAAACCAGGGCCGCCAGCGUUUAGCCAUCAUCAUGAGGAUAUUCCAGCACGUGCACACGAAUCUCAUCGCCAACUUGGUCAAGACGGAUGAUGACUUUUAUCACACGAGACGGGCGUUCUUCUACAGCCUAAAGAACGAGCAUAUCAAGCGCUUCGUCAAAAAACAGGACAGAGUCUUGAGGGCGAUCAACGAAGUAGCUAUGAUCCUCCAGUGCGGCCCCUGGGAUAUUGGUUUCAUUUCGACGAGCAAAGGGUUGGUAGCGGGCGAUUUAACGCUGCACCUUGGAGAGUCAAGGGUCAUUCAGUACGAUCAGCAGACCUGCCAGGCCGUCCCGGACGUCGUGGACAGCGUCACCCGAAUAGCGACCAGGGCAAACUUUGUUCUUGUUAUCGAAAAGGACUCUGUCUUUCAACGGCUCCUGCGCGAGCAUUGCGCCGGUUUUAACAAGUGCAUUCUCAUUACCGGCAAGGGCUACCCGGAUAUACCGACUCGAAUGCUCGUGCACCUGCUCUCCGUAAGAGCGCACUUGCCGGUUUAUGCCCUCGUUGACGCCAAUCCUCACGGUUUAGAGAUCAUGUGUGUAUACAGGUUCGGGACGCUAAACAAUUGGGGGUAUCGUGAACAGCUGCUAUGUCCCCACAUGCGCUGGCUAGGAGUUCAUCAAAACGAUUUAAGUAGAUUGGACAUUACUAAAAUUAAGCUGACACCACGGGAUCAGAAAAAGAUUAAAGACAUGAAAACUCGCAGCUACAUCGUAGACUGUGGUUUAUCGAUCCAUCUAGAUGCAAUGAGGUUCGGUAAAGCCGAAAUCGAGUCCGUCAAUAAGCCGAUUAAGCGCUUCCUAUCCGAAGUAUAUAUUCCCUUAAAAGUUCGAAGAAAAGAAUAUUUUUAA